AUUCAUCGGAUUGUGCCCUUUUUCUCCUCGGCACAAGUCUAAGCUAAGCCCCCGGUCAAUUCAUCAAUCACAUUCCCGCCGGAUAAAUAUCGGCUUUUCCGGCGACUGCUCGGAAAUGGUUUCCCCCGAGAACACCAAUUGGCUCUUGGAUUACGGCGUUAUGGAGGAUAUCCCUGUCCCGGAUGGAGGUUUUCCUGCUCCGACUUCUGGGUUUUCCUGGCCCAUGCAGCCCUUGAACCCUUCCUCCAACAUUUGUGUGGAAACUGAUGGCUCAUUUGGGGAUCCUGAAAAUCACAAAGAAUGUGGCUCAAAAAAGAGGGCAAGACCUGAAUCCUGUGGUACAUCAAGUUCCAAAGCAUGCAGGGAGAAGUUGCGGAGGGAUAGGCUAAAUGACAAGUUUAUGGAAUUGGGUGCUAUCCUUGAACCUGGGAGGCCUCCUAAGGCAGACAAAUCGGCUAUUCUAGUUGAUGCUGUUCGAAUUGUAACUCAGCUGAAGGGUGAAGCUCAGAAGUUGAAGGAUUCAAAUUCGAGUCUGCAGGAGAAAAUUAAAGAGUUGAAGGCUGAGAAGAAUGAGCUUCGCGAUGAGAAGCAGAGGCUAAAAGCUGAGAAAGAUAGGCUGGAGCAACAGCUGAAGACCAUGAACGUCCAACCCGGGUUCCUGCCAGCACCUCCUGCAAUCCCAACUGCGUUUGCUGCUCAAGGCCAAGCAGCCGGCAAUAAACUGGUGCCCGUUAUUAGUUAUCCAGGAGUUGCCAUGUGGCAGUUCAUGCCACCUGCUGCUGUCGAUACCUCACAGGAUCAUGUUCUCCGCCCACCGGUUGCUUAAUCGGCAGCCCGAUCUUGGAAUGGUCUGGAUUCACAUUGUACUCGAAAACUAGUUUGUUUUCUUACUGCUCUCACUCCGAGACUCUGUUAGCCUGUUGUCGUUAAGUGUUAAACUGGGAUUUUUUGGCGUUUGAUGGAAGACUUCUUCCUUUACCUGAAAUUGGACAACUUGAUACUUAUGUAAAUGCUAUAAACUGUUAAUCUGCAUUGCAGGCAGCCCAUGUUUCAGUCGCUGCCAGCUUUAGACUGCA
Messenger RNA from Diospyros lotus (date-plum), 1076 nucleotides. RefSeq names its product transcription factor ILR3. The coding region runs from base 116 to 826 and encodes 236 amino acids. Gene Ontology annotation, molecular function: protein dimerization activity; DNA-binding transcription factor activity. NCBI's taxonomy places the organism in Eukaryota, Viridiplantae, Streptophyta, Magnoliopsida, Ericales, Ebenaceae. Gene Ontology annotation, biological process: regulation of DNA-templated transcription; intracellular iron ion homeostasis. The transcript is spliced from 5 exons. The record is from RefSeq and is a predicted model, not a curated record.